UAAAUAUCGCGAUAUUAAAAAUAAAUGAAAAAAUAUGGUAAGAAAGUUAACAUUAUAAUGAAAAUACCAGGUAGAGAGCUUUACAAUUCGCGAAAUGAAAACAGCCAUGCGAAAGGUUUCUCAACGUGAGGAAAAGAGCUCGCGGGAGGAAAUUUUUUUUCAAGCCAAGAAAAAUCGUUAUAGCAACGAAGCGCUGUGAACAUCUGUCUGUCUGGCGAACUAAACAGAACAGCCGCACUAGUCGGUCUCUUCACCAAGGAUAAGCUUUUGUGAAAGUUGUACUUGUGCUAAUACGCUAGGCCGAGUCACACGAGCUUUUAAGUACAUUUUCGUUCAUUUCGGCGUUACCAGUUACGUUUUGCCGCACAUUCGGUAUCGUGAAUUCGAUAAAUACCUACGCGUUUUUUUCCUUCUUUUAUCCUUUGCAACUUCUCCUCGCCAUUUUUAAAAUGCCAAUAUUCGUCAUAAACACGAUUCCUUUCUACGAUGUGCUGAAGGAAUCCAUUUGUUAUGGCUUGAAACUCGUUUACAUCUUUGAUUGGAAAAUGUGAUGCGGCAAUCAACUAACCAGCGUCUAAUGUUCCUAUUUGCCUGACCGAAUCGAAAGAGGAUACUAAAUUUUAACACGUUGAAAAUUAUGUCGUCGUUUUAAACCACAUACCUACAUAGUUUUUCUUCUGUUUUUCCUUUUGCUGUGAUAUUGCGUAUUGUUAUCGAGUCUGUUUAAUUGAAACCCCUCCUCAACUUGAAUUUUUUUUCCAUUAUAUAUACUUUUCGACGUAACUUUCCUUUCCUCGGAUUUUCUUUUUUUAUACUUAGAAUAAUGGAAGCUUACUCUCCCGAUUUAGUUUGGUUGGUUGUGAUCAGUUUCUUUGUUGCAUUUAUCCUAUCCUUCGGUAUUGGCGCCAACGAUGUGGCUAAUUCGUUCGGUACCUCGGUGGGUGCCAAGGUCCUCACGUUGAAGUCCGCUUGCAUGCUGGCUACGGUAUUCGAGAUUGCUGGAGCUGUGUUGAUAGGUUACAAGGUGUCUGAUACUUUACGCAAGGUGCUAGUUGAUGUGAAUAUGUAUCAAGAUUCGGAAAAACAGCUGAUCUUGGGAUAUUUAUCUUCGUUAGGUGGUAGCGGAGCAUGGUUAAUAAUAGCUACAGCUUUCCGUGUGCCGAUAUCUGGAACACAUUCCAUCGUAGGAGCCACAAUCGGAUUUUCAUUGGUGGCCAAAGGAGCCAGUGGUUUAAAAUGGUCAACGUUGUUCGGAAUAGUGGCGUCUUGGUUCAUAUCACCGAUUUGUUCCGGUCUAGUAUCAGUUAUCGUGUACGUUUCAAUUAGACGGUACAUUUUGAAAUCUUCGAACCCGGUUCGCAAUGGUUUACAGGCUCUUCCUAUAUUUUACGGUGUUACUAUUGGAAUCAAUGUGUUCUCAGUGGUCGAAGAUGGAUCCAAAUUAUUACAUCUUGAUAAAGUGCCACUUUGGGGUUCGUUCACAAUUAGUAUUUUCUUCGGUGUCUUCAGCGCUAUAGUAGUUUACUUGUUCGUUGUACCAAAGCAGCACAUUAAAUUGAGUUGUUUGCCAUCCAUUACCAGAGUAAACACAGACGACAGCGCUUUCCAUCCUGAAACCAGAACAGGCGAAAAAGGAAGCAUACCUAACACGCCUUUAAAACGUUCGGACGACGAUUUCUACAUCCUAAGAAAAUACGAUCAAAAUUCGCACGAUAAAUUUGAAAUGACUGAAAUUACAACUACAGUUUCGGAAAAUCAAAAACAAAAAGUCGAUGGUAAACACACCGAUAAUAAUAAUACGAAGAAAUCGAAAAAAGAAAAAGAACAAAUAGGACUGAUACCAAACGCCAGCGAAGUACCGCUAAUUAAAAUCGAAUCAGCUUCAUCUUUGAAUAAUGGUUCGAAAAGCCCGCAAAUCUUUCAGCAAGAUCUCGAAAAAGAUGACGGAUCGUUGCCUCGUACACCUAUCGAGAAUAUUUUUGCUUUUUUACAAAUUUUGACCGCUAUUUUUGGCUCUUUUGCUCACGGAGGUAAUGAUGUCAGCAAUGCUAUUGGACCACUGGUGGCUGUGUGGUUGAUAUAUUCGGAUGGAUCGGUUAUGCAACAAUCGGAGACGCCUUUUUUUAUACUCCUGUAUGGAGGUAUUGGAAUUUCGGUUGGACUUUGUUUGUGGGGUCGAAAUGUGAUUAAGACUGUCGGCGAGGAUUUGACCAGGAUUACACCUUCCACGGGAUUUUCCAUCGAACUAGGAUCAUCGAUGACUGUUCUAUUGGCCUCAAAACUCGGAGUACCAAUAAGUACCACUCAUUGUAAGGUCGGUUCUGUGGUUUUCGUCGGAUGGUCGUCCUCUAGCAAGGAAGGCGUCGACUGGGGAUUGUUCAAAAACAUCAUCUUCGCUUGGGUGAUCACGUUACCAGUAUCUGCUGUGCUCAGUGCAACAUUCAUGUAUUUGUUGAGUAUUUACCUCUUAUAGUGUUACUGUUACCUCUCAAAGAAACAAUAAAAAUCGAUCAGCUUUUUUCAAAUCAAUCAAAUUACUGUACUACAAUAUACGAUUUUGAUUUUGAAGACAACGUUCAAUAUACUUACGUCCAUUCCAAAACGUCUCUACGUCUGCUUGGUCAAUUAACUCUUCAGAGUGCUCAAUAGUCUAAGAGAAAAUUUUUCACUAUUUAUUUUGAUACAUUUAGACGUAGGUAUUCCUACUAUUUUUCAAGCGAAAUUUUUUUUUAGCACCUCGUACUUAAAUAUUAUAUGUUUCUACUUCCGUUUGUAUUGUAAAUCGCCGCAGUAAUUAGCACAUCGCUAAAAGCGAGUCGCACAUUCAAUGUUUAACACUAUAAAAAUGAGGUUUAAUUACUCGAUAACUAUUUUAUAAUUGUAAUCGGUGAUUUAUCAAAGUAUAGUUAAAUCUUAAGUGCAUAAAAUGUUACGUUUAUUUUUGUUUCCAUACAUUAGUUUGUUGAAAUUAUUGAACUAAUUUUUUGUAAGUAUUUUUGUAAAAAAAAAAAAUAAAAAUAAAUACUC
Molecule: messenger RNA, 3027 nt
Organism: Planococcus citri (citrus mealybug)
Lineage: Eukaryota; Metazoa; Arthropoda; Insecta; Hemiptera; Pseudococcidae
Gene: NaPi-III
Product: Na[+]-dependent inorganic phosphate cotransporter type III
Exons: 13
Coding region: 824-2473 (549 amino acids)
Biological process (GO): phosphate ion transmembrane transport
Cellular component (GO): membrane
Molecular function (GO): phosphate transmembrane transporter activity
Source: RefSeq, a predicted model, not a curated record